UGCAUAACUGUCAAUGCAAAUGCACUCUCAUUAGCAUCCGACAGGGGGAGCACAGAGAGCAUCCGAUACAUCCACACAGGGGAGGGUAUAACGUUAGUCACCUAAAACCUCCUCUCAUCAUCAUCAUCAUCAUUUCUUAUCGCAGGGUAUCUGACUGUCUGACCGGCAGAAAGAGGAGCGCUUCGUGAUCUCCAGGAACCGCGAACCGCGGAGAACCACCAUUAUGAAUCCCUCUCCGGACACCAGGACUUGAGAUGUCUUUCAAUCUUGUUAUUACACUGUACCUUCCCUUGGUCACCGUAUUAUUGACGUUAUAAAUACGUCUAACACUACUUCACUUGGAAAUACACCAGAACUGAUCAUGUUGUGGAAAACGGGACUGAUCUUCUUGUGCUGGGGCUUGACGUCCGGGUCGCUUCAGGGGAGGCAGUCCGCUCCCGCUGCUCCAGCGCGGACAACUUUGGAUUUCGGCUUCGUCCCCUCCGGAGUUUAUGAGACCGUCGCCUAUUACGAGCCCGGGGCCAUCGGGAUCUUAUUUAACAUGAUGCACGCGUUCCUCUUCGUGGUCCAGCCUAACCCUUUCCCUGAAGAUCUCGUCAUUGGAGUUGCAAAGGAUAAGUUUGGGGCCAUACAAUCUGAGUACCAGAAGGUGAUUUAUUAUGAGAUUGGUUUUCUUGUGUGUGCCGCGGUGGGGCUGCUGUUCACCAUCUUGUUGCCGCUGGUCGGGCUGCUCUUCUGCUUGUGCCGCUGCUGCGACAACUGUGGAGGUGAGAUGCACCAGAGACAGAGGAAGAAUGCAGAAUGCCUACGAGGACUGCUUACCACGCUGUUACUCACCACCACUUUCAUCAUCACGGCAGGGGUCCUUUGUGCAUACGCUGCCAAUCAGAACCUGAGUUCUCAGCUGAAGAGCAUGAGGAAGCUUGUGAAAAGUAACUUGAAAGACCUGCACACCUUUGCAAAUCAGACCCCAGCCCAAAUCGAUUACUUGAUCUCUCAGUACGGCACUGUGAAGGAACAUGUGCUCUAUGACCUUGAGAAUGUAGGUCUGCUCUUGGGUGGAAAGAUACAAGAGGAGUUGGGAAAAGAUGUGCAGCCUGCACUUGAUGCAGCUCUCAGCAUGUAUGCAACAAUGCAAGACACCAAGGAUGCUCUAGAGAACGUGAGUUUGACGUUGGAGACUUUGCAAGACGGAACAAGCAAACUGCAGGCUAACCUCAGCAGUGUGCGAAGCGGCCUCAACAACGCCCUAAAUGAUCCUGUCUGCGCAGACAUGCGCUCACCCGCAGCCGACGUCUGCCGCAACAUACGCAGCACCCUUCCAAGACUAGAAAUCUCAGCCAACUACUCAUCGUUGCCUGAUGUAACUGACCAAUUAGACAAAGUGAAUGAAGUUCUAAGGACGGAUCUCGGGCACAUAGUUGAAAAGGGAUUUACAUCUUUCAAUGACACGCCCACCAUGGUAAAAGACCAAACCCGAAGUAUCAUCGAAGGGGUCAGAGGUCUGCUGGACAAUAUUGGCUCUAACAUCUCUAAUUUCACCAAGCAUUUUCCAGUUCACAGCACUCUGACCAACUUCACAAAAAUUAUCACUCACACACACUCACAAAUAGAGGACAUCUACCCAGAGAUUGAUCAGAUGGAUUUCUACAGGUGGAUUUGUUGCAUUGCCCUUUGCUGCAUGGUGGUGCUAAUCUUGGUCUUCAAUUUUUUGGGUCUGUUGUGCGGCAUUCUGGGAUUUGACCGGCACACUUCCCCGACCACACGGGGAUGUGUGUCCAACACUGGCGGAAACCUGCUAAUGGCGGGCGUGGGAUUCAGCUUCCUGUUCUCCUGGGUGCUCAUGGGUGUGAUAACAGUUCUGUUCUUGGUUGGGGGAAAUCUGGAGAAGCUCGUGUGUGAACCUUUCCAAACCCGACAGCUGUUCAAGGUGCUGGAUACUCCCAACCUUGUUCAGUCUUCUUGGAAAAACUUCAUACCAGGAUAUCUGUACAAUGACCCCGAAAUGGAUCUUACAGUGGAUUCUCUCUACAGUAACUGCAAGGACAACAGAGGGAUUUACACAGCUCUUAACCUGGAUAAGGUCUUCAAUAUGGCAGCGUUCUUUAACACCAGCGUUUACUCCAAGGACGUGUCGACAAAGUUUGAAGGGAUGAAGGUGGAUCUGCGGGGCAUUGAUCUUCUGGAGUCUAAGGGCAAACAGAAUCUCAUCAGCUUCACCGAAACUGGCAUUAAUGAGAUCAACUUUGCAGCUUAUUUGGCAGAGCUUAAUAAAGCUGUGACACGCAUUGAUCUGCUCACAUUUGCAAAUGACCUUGAUUCUCAAGCUGAUCAGUUGGUUAAAGGAACAUUGCAGACUUCCUUAAAGGGACAUGCUAACACUGUAAGACGGAUCUACAACCAGCAGGUCAUCCCUCUGGAGCAGUCCAUGAAAUAUGUGAAAGCAAGGAGCACACUUAACCAGAGCAUCAGAUUCCUGGAGAGAACUUCCUCAGAUUUGCCUGUCAGAGUUUCAGCCAUAUUAGCAGCUGUCGAUGCCGCCCAGUUUCUAAUUUCCAACAAUGCAACACUGGUGGUCAAUCAGGAAACCGAGAGAUACAUACAGACUCUCAUCGGAUAUUUCAAACAGUAUAUGGACUGGAUCAAGACAUCUCUAGCCAUGGAGGUAGCUUCCUGUAAACCCUUCAGUAAUAUUGUGGACACAGUCGAGAUCCUGGGCUGCAGUUUUCUGCUGGAUUCAAUGAACACAUUCUGGUUUGGACUGGGCUGUUCCACGCUGUUUUUGCUCCCUAGCAUAAUCCUCUCUGUGAAGCUCUCCAAGUUUUACCGCAGAAUGGACACAGAGGAUGUCUAUGACGAGUCCUCAGUCUCGGGGACUUGGCAUUUCACAUUAUGAUAACCAUUCUUGCUAUUUCCUUCUUCAUUCUUUAUGUCUCUCCGUCCAGCACUUUGCACUUUACAAAAUAUAUGUACAGAAUAUAUUAUACGAUGUGUUUUUUCAACAUCCAUCUGUUUACAGUCGAAAAUCAUUGCGAUUGAAUAGUCACCAAGUGUCUUGAGCAGAGAAUCCAUUUUGACAUCUGAUAUCUCUGCAUCACUCCAGUGUAACAUGUUUGCUUGUCUUGCUUGUAUCUUUUUAGCAUUGAGAUUCCUAUGAAAACGUAAGCCGUUUUCCAUUACGCUUUUGCUGUCCACUAUUUGAAGAUCUCUUUCCUGUUUUGUACAUAAAUCUUUCUGCUUUAUGGUGCUGGUUUAAGCUACACGCCUUUGAAUGCUUCCCUGGUGAAGGGCAUUGCUCGUGUUGUUGUGUUAUCUUCGAAAGCUCCCUUACUUCACACGAAGGGCUGAUAAAACAGAAACCUUAAGAUCAAAAGUACUACAUGUACAUUUUAUGAUAAACGAUUGCUAUUUCUACUUAAACUGUGCUCUACCUUGCGUGGACGUUUUUCAAAAGCACGUCUUGGAAGCGAAGCUUGUUUCUGGUCGCUUGCCAUUUCUUUUAUGUCAUGUUUGUUUAUUUAUUUUUUGUGUGUAAUGUUUUAUUUCAGUAUGGAAAUUGCUAAUAAUGGUUAUAAUAAUGAACAUUUAGAAGGUGUCCAAAACCCUGUAAUGAGAAGGUAAACAAAACCAUAGCACCGUUCACCCCGUGUUUGUCAUGCUCAUGAAUUGCAUGCAUUGGUGGAGGCGGAUUAUUUGAGGUGAUCAAAAUGAUUAUAAACUAAGAAAGGUCCGAUGCAUGCUCGGUUUAAAGUUGCCCUUCCCACAAACAAGCACCUGUGAGUCAGCUCUUUGUUUCUUCUUUGUUUGCUAUGCUUGGUGUAAGCAUGCUGGCUAAUUUAAAGGUGAAGUGUGUCAUUUAUAUUUGCAGCAUUGAACAGUAAGAAACCAAAAUAGUGAUCCACCUUCCAUCGGUUGGUCAAACAGAUAGCCCCGCCCCAAACUCAAGCCAUUGGUUGGACCAGUGCCAUUACAUGAAAGGAAUAGUUCAACUUCGAUAUAAAAAUUCUGUCAUUAUUUACUCAUCCUAUUGUCAUUUCAAAACUGUAUGACUUUAUUCACGUUUAUUUUUCAAUAUGAAAAAUAACAGAGGUCCGGACCUCUGUGACCUCAUAGUUGGCUACGGCCGUGCAUACAGUAAAAGCCAAUGGGUAUCAACGGCUUUUGCUUACUAACAUUUUAAAAAAAUAUCUUUAUUUAAAUUUUCCAGAACAAACAAAAAAUAACACGAGUUUAAAAUGACAACAGGGUGAGUAAAUGAUGACAGAAUUUUCAUUUUGAAGUUGAAAUAAUCCUUUUAAGCCCACUCAAGAUUUCAAUUUAUUUUGGUGCUGCUAAUUUAUUUGAGACAGUAAAUAUUUGUGCAUUGCACACACUUGUGCAUGCUAUUUAAAUUUACACUAACAAUGCAUGCAUUUGCUUAUUAAGCUAGCACAGUAACAGGGUUGAAUUUGUGUAUGUGCAUAUUUUUUUGCAUUUCUUCGCUUGUGCAUUUUCGCAUGUGACUCUUGAAGAUCUAACCAUGCUGUGAUUGGUUCAUUUCUUCAGUCAGUUCAUCGUCACUAACAGCAUGAUUCUUAGUUCAAGUUGGUCUGGAACCCGCCAGACAAAGGUGAGGAUGGUGAGCUUGAAUGACACAAAGUCUCUAUAUGUAGAUUAAAUCUUAUAUAAAGCUUGUAUAAUGAAAAUGCAGGAAUGGUUCACCCAAAUGUUGGUAACUAAACAAUGGCGGUACCCUUUAACUUCUAUUGCAUGGACACAAAACCAAUGCAAAUCAAUGGGUUUCCAACAUUCUUCAAAAUAUCCCUCUUCAACCCCGACCUCCAACAACAGAUCAGCAUGAUUAUAAGCAAACAAGGUUUCUGAUUGGUCAGUGAUAUAUGUCAUUGUGGGCAGGUAUAGAGCUCUUUGUGUUAUAUCAAGAACCCAUCCUGCUCUUUAAGAUCAAAGGGUUAAAGAUGGAUGAAGAAGAUGGUGAUGUUGAAUUCCCUUCUUGACAGUUUUUAUUCUUGUGUCUCAAGCAUCCCUGCCUAUGAUACUAUGACUCGAUUCCCACGGGCCUCUGCGCCCCCCCGCCAUCCCGACUGGUGACUCCGAGGAGACAAGCCUGGUUUUUACCUACAGUAAGAGCUAUCGGAAACUGGAAUUGAAUCUUCGUGAAAUCUGACUAGAAAGCCGAACUCACAGACUGACAACAUUUAAGACGGAUAGUCAAAAUGAAGCUGAGACCUGCUAUCCGUGCUCACAUUUCAUCAAUUCUUUUGAUUUUUUUUGUUUUGGUCAUUUUUUACCCAUGAGAUAAUAGUGCUGUUUUACAGACCGUUUCCUUAAGAGCUAGUCUCUGAUGUCAUCCUGUCACAGAAUCAGGGAGGCUUCACCGUACAUGGCUGUUUUAAUUAUUAAACGUGUCUUUGUUUACAGUC
Messenger RNA from Triplophysa dalaica, 5420 nucleotides. RefSeq names its product prominin 1a (gene prom1a). Lineage: Eukaryota; Metazoa; Chordata; Actinopteri; Cypriniformes; Nemacheilidae. Gene Ontology annotation, molecular function: cholesterol binding. The transcript has 26 exons. The record is from RefSeq and is a predicted model, not a curated record. Gene Ontology annotation, cellular component: microvillus; cilium; cell surface. The coding region runs from base 362 to 2896 and encodes 844 amino acids.